This is a messenger RNA of Cercopithifilaria johnstoni, 318 nucleotides long. The record is from the annotation of a GenBank genome assembly. NCBI's taxonomy places the organism in Eukaryota, Metazoa, Nematoda, Chromadorea, Rhabditida, Onchocercidae.
AUGAUUAUCCAUGCGGCUGUUUGGGAUGGAUGGAUGGAUGGAUGGAGUGGGAGGAGGGAGAGGGAAGCAAAGGGUGACACAACUUCAUUUUACUCUCCUACCUCCUGCUGGUUUACUUCAUCUUCUGCUUCUACUUCAAGACCUCCCACUUUUCUGGACUUUUAUCCUUCUUACCUCUCUUCCUCCCUUCCUCCGUCACCGUCACCGUCACCGUCACCGUCACCGCCACCGCAACCGCCACCGCAAUCAUCAUCAUCAUCACCACAACCAUCAUCAUCGCCUCCUUCUGCUUCUUCCGAAUGUUCUAGGCUUCGAUAA